Spea bombifrons (plains spadefoot toad) is the source of this 2150-nucleotide messenger RNA. RefSeq names its product coenzyme Q8B (gene COQ8B). Gene Ontology annotation, cellular component: extrinsic component of mitochondrial inner membrane. Gene Ontology annotation, molecular function: kinase activity. Gene Ontology annotation, biological process: ubiquinone biosynthetic process. The record is from RefSeq and is a predicted model, not a curated record. Lineage: Eukaryota; Metazoa; Chordata; Amphibia; Anura; Pelobatidae. The transcript has 14 exons. The coding region runs from base 11 to 1900 and encodes 629 amino acids.
UUGGCUCUGUAUGUUACAGGCCUGCAGGAUGUGGAGCGAGGUGCGAUGCGUGUUACGGGGAGCGACACGCGUGGGGCAGGCGGCCAUGGAAACGGGGUGCGAGCGGCUGAGGACGGCGAUGGCCUCGACCACGUUGGGAGCGGAAAUGAAGUCCGUGCAGGCGGCAGCCGAACGAUGCGCGGGGACCCUAUUCACCCGCAUGCAGGCUGGGGGUCCGGACCCCCGGGUGCGCUCUCACUCUCCGGAGACCGUCGCGUGGAACGGGGCAUCAGAUUUCCCUCCUGAAGAAGACGAGAUCCGCUCUACGCAGGGGCCCCCCAGGGCCGGCGGAAAUAGUCAGUGGUCGGCAAGAAAAGCCCCGGAUGUCAGCGGCGCGGGAAUGGGUCGGGUCACCACGUUCAGGAAUUACAGCAGCAUCAGGGGGCUGACGGCCGACGAGCUCAAGAGAAUGAGAGACGCAAAACCACAGAGCGGAGCCGAGGGCCCGGGAAAGGCUAAACGGCAAAAGCUCAGCGACCGCGCGCGGGAGAGAACGGUGCCGGCUACUCGGAUGAGCCGCUUGGCAAAUUUUGGAGGUCUUGCGGUGAGUCUCGGGAUCGGGGCUUUAACGGAGGCGGCGAGACAGUCUCUGAACGGGGAGGAAAAACAGAAAGGCAGAAAUUCUUACCUCGACACCAACACGUUCCUGUCGGAAGCGAACGCAGAGAGAAUCGUGGACACCCUGUGCAAAGUGCGAGGAGCGGCUCUGAAGAUCGGCCAGAUGCUGAGCAUCCAAGAUAAUAGCUUUAUGAGUCCUCAGCUGCAGAAGAUCUUUGAGAGAGUCCGGCAGAGCGCGGACUUCAUGCCGACGUGGCAAAUGACCAACGUGCUGGAGGGGGAGCUGGGCCGCGGCUGGCGAGACAGACUGGCUUCCUUCGAGGAGAGGCCCUUCGCCGCGGCGUCCAUCGGUCAGGUGCAUCUGGCCAGGCUGCUGGACGGGCGAGAGGUGGCCAUGAAGAUCCAGUAUCCUGGGAUCGCUCAGAGUAUAAACAGCGACGUGGACAACCUGCUGGCCGUCCUGAAGAUGAGCGUGGCCAUUCCCGAGGGGUUGUUUGCGGAUAACAGCGUGCAGGUCCUGCAGAGGGAGCUGUCCUGGGAGUGCGAUUAUAAGCGGGAAGCCCGGUGUGCCAAGAGAUUCAGGCAGCUUCUGGAGGGGGAUCCCUUCUUCAGCGUCCCGCAGGUCAUCGAUGAGUUCACAACCGAGAGGGUGCUGACCAUGGAGCUGGUUUCGGGGGUCCCGUUGGACCAAUGCGUUUCCCUCGCCCAGGAGACGCGGAACGAGAUCUCCCAUAACAUUCUGCGGCUCUGUCUGCAGGAGAUCUUCCAGUUCCGCUUCAUGCAGACCGAUCCCAACUGGUCCAACUUCUUCUACGACGAGGAGAACAACAAAGUGGUGCUGUUGGAUUUCGGUGCCAGCCGGGAAUUCGGAGAAGAGUUUACUGAUGAUUACAUUGAGGUGGUGAAGGCGGCCGUGGACGGCGACAGAGGAAAAGUUUUGCAGAAAUCCCGAGACCUCAAGUUCCUGACGGGCUUUGAAACCAAGGUGUUUGAAGACGCUCACGUGGACGCCAUCAUGAUCCUGGGAGAGGCGUUCGCCUCCGACGGGCCGUUCAACUUCGGCACCCAGAACACGACGAGCCGCGUCCACAACCUGAUCCCGGUGAUGCUGAAGCACCGGCUCGCCCCGCCGCCCGAGGAGACGUACUCGCUGCACCGCAAGAUGGCCGGCUCCUUCCUCAUCUGCGCCAAGCUGCAGGCGCUCAUCGAGUGCAAGAAGCUGUUCCAGCGGGAGUACGACGAGUACUGGGCACGGCGGGGAGCGGCAGCCCAGGGGGGGCAGGCGCAGCGUGAAGCGGUCUGACGUACGACCCCCGGGGGGAGGGGUCGCGGAGUAACCUGCGCGGGGCGGCCCGCCAGAUAUCACCGGGGCAUCUGGGUAAAGUCGCCCGUCUUCACGGACCGGGAUUCGGAGGACGGGGAGGAGAGACGGUGAAAGAUUGAGAGCAGAUAUGGAGGGAUGGGGAGGAAUCAGAGAGGAGAGAAACCCAAAAACCACCAUUCCUGCAGAAAAAAAACCAGAAGCGAGCCGCGGGAUUUAUUAACUUCAGGAU